Messenger RNA from Papaver somniferum (opium poppy), 366 nucleotides. Its product is annotated as vacuolar protein sorting-associated protein 32 homolog 1-like. The record is from RefSeq and is a predicted model, not a curated record. The transcript is spliced from 4 exons. NCBI's taxonomy places the organism in Eukaryota, Viridiplantae, Streptophyta, Magnoliopsida, Ranunculales, Papaveraceae. Gene Ontology annotation, biological process: late endosome to vacuole transport via multivesicular body sorting pathway; vesicle budding from membrane. The annotation marks the transcript as partial. Gene Ontology annotation, cellular component: cytoplasmic side of plasma membrane; ESCRT III complex; multivesicular body.
AUGUUGGAGAAGAAGGAGAACGUUCUUUUAGGGAAGGUUUCUGCAGAGGUGGAUAAAGCUAAAGAGUUUAGCAAAGCGAAGAACAAAAAAGACACUGUUGAUGCAUUGAGGACUGGAGCAGCUGCUAUGAAAGCUAUGCAGAAAGCAACUAACAUUGGCGAUGUCGACAAGACAAUGGAUGAGAUCAAUGAGCAAACAGAAACCAUGAAAGAAAUUCAAAACGCACUGGCAAAUCCCAUUGGCGGCUUUGACUUUGAUGAAGAUGAAUUGGAGGCUGAACUCGAGGAACUAGAAGAAUUAGAGUUGGAGGAACAAAUUCUUGAUACAGAAACAACUUACCCUGUACCUCCAGUCCAUGUCCCACAA